CUUUUUACUCAGCAGAGUGAUCGAGAGCGUCUCAUUCAGCUGGCCAUUUCUACCUAAAGACAUGGAGCACCACUUCCUGAUGAGACUGUGGUGAGACCGGUGCAGCCCUGUCACGCCCACAGCGCCCCCUUUCGGCCCGGACGGCCCACCAUGCCCCGGCGCCUAUGAAAGGGUACCAUGUCAGCCGUAGCAUGUCUCAGCACUCCUCCGGUGGUGGUGGAGGAGGGCCCUGCCACUGCCCACCUGAGGAAUGUGAUGGCCCAGGAAGGGACUACUACCAAGGUCAUGAUGGCCACUUUUACCCUCCAGGAGGUCCGGCUGAGGCCCUGGCGCUGGAAAGGCACCAUUCCCACUCCCACAGCCAUUCUGGAGGGGGAACUUUCCCCCGUUCCCACCCCAGUCAGCACCCACCUCUACAGUCGUUUGACUCCUGCGAGGAGUGUCUGUCCUCAAGCCAUGGAGGGAAGGGGCAUCGCAUUCCCCCCACCAUAAUGGACCAGUUUGAGAAGCAGGUGCCCUUUCAUCCCGAUGGCUUCCACACCCUGCAGUACCAGCGCACCACGAGUGGGGGUGCCGAGCAACGUAGCGAAAGCCCCUCAAGGAUCCGCCACCUGGUCAACUCGGUGCAGCGCCUAUUCGCCAAGUCCCAUUCCUUGGAGGCUCCAUCCAAACGCGAGUACAAUGGCACAAGAGGGGGCGGGGACUACCGAGGCGAGAGAGGGGGAGGCCACAGGAGUGGAGGGGAGGACGGAGGAGGCCACUACUCGGGACACCAGUCUCGCUCUACCAGGAGGAACAAAUCUCGAGAACGUAGCAAGAGCGGAGACUCGCGGCAUGAAUCAGGUAGACGCCACCGCAGCAGGACGGCUGGCUGGUGGAGCUCUGAUGACAACCUUGACAGCGACAGCAGCUACUUGGUCAGUGGCGGAAGACGCGGGUACCCCAGUGGACACGAGAGCCUUGAUGCAGCAAUCCAGGAGCUCACCAUGAAGAGGCCCAAAGACCGCGGGGGUGGUCCCAUGCCUGGGGAGUGCAUGGCCUGUACCACUAUGGCUCUGGCCGGAGGUGAAGGAGGGGGACACCACAGCCAUCAUGGCCACUCUAUGAAAAGGAGCACCUGGUCAGCCAUGACAGUGAGUCAGGCCAGAGAGGUGUACCCUUCUACCAGGGGGGCAAGCUACGAGAAAGCCCUCGUGCCCGUUGAGAGUAAGCUUAAGGAGAGGACCUUCCAUUACCUCCAGGUCCCCUCAGAAGACUGGGGCGGUGGAUAUGGCGGUGGUAACGACGGUAGCGGAGGGGAGAUUCCGUGUCGUCGCAUGAGGAGCGGCAGCUACAUCAAGGCCAUGGGCGACGAUGACAGCGCUGACUCAGACACCAGUCCAAAAGCCUCUCCUAAAUCAACCCUGAUAGCACAGAGGGACGCCUUCAGACGGUCUAUCAGCAUGGAUCAAAGGUACUCAUGUAAGCAGUGUACAGACUCCUACCCAAACAGCCGGACUACACCAAAAACCCACACCCGUUCCCGUAGCUACACCCGCUCUCUGACCAGCUCACAGUUGGGCGACACGCUGAACCGUCAGUUUGAGGCGGUCUGCGAGACCAUGUUCGGGGAGGUGGAGUCUCAAGCCGUGGAGGCUCUGGAUCUUCCAGGCGUGUUCCGCACUCGCAGCCACAGCUACGUCCGCGCCAUCCAGGCCGGCUGCUCCCAGGACGACGACUGCCUCUCUGUCUUCUCCAUGUCGGGCCCCCAGGGAAGCAUUAAGAGCGGGGCCGUCUUUCCUUAUCGUAAAGGUGCUCCUCCCCCACUCCCUCCUCGCAUGUCCAAGUCUUCACUCUCGGUACGAGCCCAGAGUAGCACCGAGUCCACCCAGGAUGCCUACUUCCAGAGCAGCGGGCCGUUGGUCUCAAGUUCAGGCCCCGGGCGCCCUAAGCAGCACAGCAACUCAGUGGACCUGGGCAGCUCCGACGGCCCCUCAGGUCGCUCAUCCAGGGGAGGAUACUACACCUCCACCGGCCCUGGACGCUCAAGACAGCACAGUAACUCCGCAGAGAGCCUUGACGGGGUCAGGGGUUCCCGGGAGCUGGUACCCUACGCAGGGGGUCAGGGGAUCGGAGUGAGGGCCAAGCACAGCAGCUCGGCUGACAGUCUAUUGGAGGGACCACCAAGGCCGGCCAGGGAGAGGGACGGCAGGGCUGGCGGCAGCCUGGGGAAGUCCACGUCUCUGCCUCAGAACAGCAUGGUGCUGAGUAAAGCUGGGGGGCAGGACGACGGGCGUGGUGCGAGAAAGUGGAGGCCGUCCAUAGCCGUGCAGGUGGACAGCUCAGAGACUCUGUCAGAUUCAGACGCAGAGGGCAAAGCACUCACAGAGGUCCACUCUAUAGGAGUCCAAGUGGAGGAUGACAAAAGACGGGCUCGUUUCAAGCGCUCCAACAGUGUGACAGCGAGCGUGCAGGCCGACCUGGACCCAGAGGGCUUCCCAGGGCUCAGCAUCGCAGUGCCAACACAAGACAAGAGUCUGCAGUUUGGCUGUUCCUUCCAAAGGCACUCUUCAGAGCCGGAGUCAGCUAGCCAGUACGCAGAGUGUCAGCGCACUGUCCACACACAAGGACAGUGGGCCUACAGGGAGGACUUUAUCCAGAGUGGAUACACCACGGACACCUGCACAGCAGACCCACGGCCCCACCAGCACCCACACUUGCCUCCACGUUCCCACUCCCCCCUACCCAUCACCUCUGAGCGAGCUUGGGCAGGGACGCCGUCCCUCGAGGGCCCCCGGAGCCUACCGGACUCAGGCCGAGCCUCGCCCUGCAUGAGAGACGGAGAGUUCUUCCUACGUCUCCUGCAGACCGAGGUGGAGAGGAUGGAGGGAUGGUGCCAGAACAUGGAGAGGGAGGCAGAGGAAAACGAACUGCCAGAGGAGGUUCUUGAGUUGAUUCGAAACGCAGUUGGCAGUGCACAGAUGCUCAUGUCUCAGAAAGUCCAGCAGUUCUUCCGCCUCUGCCAACAAAGUGUGGACCCAUCAGCGUACCCCCAGCCCACCUCUCAGGACCUGGCAGGCUUCUGGGAUCUGCUGCAGCUCAACAUAGAGGACGUCAGGGUCAAGUUUCAGGACCUCCAGAGGGUCAAGGACUCUAAUUGGAGGCUGCCACCUGAAAAGAAGGAGGAUAAGAAGCUUCCUCCUCCCUUACCAAAGAAGCCAGCAGGCGGGGUGAGUGGCAGCCUCAGGGCUGAUAGCAGCAUGGAUGGGGGCGCCGGAGGUGGGUCAGGCGGGCUGGUGGUGCCUCGCAUCGGUGGACACACCCUCCCCAUCAGGGAGAAGUCACUGGACCUCGGGGACCGUCACAGAACAGAAGCGAGGAGGAGGCUGCUGCAGACAAAGCGCACUGCUUCUUUCAGGCAGAACUCGGCCACAGAGAGCGCAGACAGCAUUGAGAUCUACAUCCCUGAAGCCCAGACUCGACUUUGAACUCUGAGACGCCUCUCACUCACCUCCUCAUUUAUCCUCAUCCAAUCGAAGCUCACCUGGGCAACAAUCGCAGUCUUUCUCUUAGCCCACUUUUGGAAUUUUUGCAGGUCAUUGCUGUUUUAUCUGCUACCCAUCCUCACUAUUUCGUCACAUAACUACAAAUUCACUCCUCAUGCUCAUUCAAAAAGCAAUGACAGCCAUUUUAGUGUCUUGAAAUUUGGAUAUUUUACAGACACUGAGGCCUAGACCCUGAAAUGGUAGCUAGCAGAUACGAGCUAUAGACUUUUUUUUUUAAACUAAUUCUCUGAGUUUCUUUUGGGCUGACAACAAACUACAGUCCACUUUUAUACCAGUUGUCAGCGGAUGUUCACGCAGUAGUAGCAUGCCUGUGCGUGUUCACCUAGCACUUCUCCAUCACUGAAAAUAAAGGGCUUAACAGGAACAAAACCUCUGUGUGAGGAGAUAACAGAAUCUCCCUCUCGAUCUCCUGUUGCCAUCUUCUGAAUGCGAAUCAAGUAAGAUAUACUCACACCCUUGAAAAUGCUAGCAGUAGGGAUGAUUAAACAUGGAGUCAUUGGUCACCAUAAAGUUAAAUGCCCUUAAAGUCGGAUGGCCGACACUCCCCAAAGAACAUUCCCUGAGCACGGUCACUGACUACAGCUAGCUUCUUUAACCCAGGUGCCAUCUGUCCACCCAGUUGAAGAAAUAACAAACAAGCUUUCUGCCUCUUUACUUCAUUCUUCAUGACCUGCGAGUACCCUCAGCAUUCAGCAGCAAGGCUGUUUGAAUGUGCAAGUGCUAUAUGUACAGUAUGCACACUCAUGUUUGCUUAAAGGAGCUUUUUUUGGUGAAGCAUCACAGCCUUGAUAGCAGGAGAGCAUCCUAGUCACACACAAAAAAACACAGAGGUUUCUUUUUAUGUAGUCUCUCUGAAGUUUCAAGUGUUCAGGGUGGGGUUUCUGGGAGUAUUAGGGGAAUAUAUUUCAGUGGCUUUGCUGAGAAGGCCCCUAUUUCACUGUGAGACUAUAGCAGCACCUAGUGGUCAGAUAAAGACCCAAACCAACAUAAGUGGUUUGUAAGAGUUUUGUCAGCAUGCCCUGAUGAAACAGCCCUGAAAGAAGAUCUUUAUUUUAUAGAAAUGUUUUGCAAUCCUUGAUUCGGAUUGGACUUUUCCGCCUUGAAAAGCUUGAAGAAGUGGAUCACGAAGGCAAAGGAAGGACAGCUGCCAAACUCUUCUGCCUAACUUGAAGUAAAUCCUCUCAAUUUCACACGCCGCUGAGAAAGAAAAACAAAAAAAGGAGUCAUCAAUGUAGUUUCCCGCUAACCCCCCUUCCAAAGAGUCAUCAAAGAGAGGAAACCAUCAGGUGUGAAAUGAUAGAAAAGAACCAACUUCAUAGAGUUUGUUAAUUCGACUGAGAUGGAGUUACACUUGUUGUGAAUGGAAUGACACAGUUUUGUUUGCUGCACCAUAUUUUCCUUUCACACCUUUAUUUUUUGAUAUCAUCCUCCACUGGAGAGUAGCAUGUUUUAAAAGCUUUGAAGGGGUCUCAUUGACACAUUUAUGUCAGAGCACAUAGUUCCAAUCAAAGUCUUUGUAUGGAUGGUGCAUAUAUUCUUUGUGUCACAAAGUACGAGUAGUGAAGGCCAAUGAAUACAAAAAGAGUCCAAAUCAGCUGUUUUAAAGACAAGAAUAUAAGAAUCUUUAAGCAUGACCUGUUUUUUUUCUAACACUUAUUUUAAAGGGAGAUGUAUAUUUUAUAAUAUAAUCUACAAUUCUAGAUUAGUAGAGACUACUGAGUACAGUAUAUGUACAAAAAAAAGCAUAUAUCAAAUGUGAAAUACUAAAGUAUUAUUAUGAUAGAUUAUAGCAUUGUGUGAUACUACAGCUGUGUGGCAUAUCCAGACUCAGUACAUGUGGAAAAAAUGAUCAUUUUCAGUUUGAGUGCUGGGUCAGGUUCACAGGGUAAAUAACUGGCAAGAGUGAUGAUUGCUGAGUGUGAUCCUCCUUAGGCCUACUGUAUAUCUGUGUGGUUCUGACAUAUACUGCUGUAACCCCCUCCCUGUAGUUCCUCUUUAGAACCAACUCCAUGUGCCUAACCAGCUAUAUGUGGAGGGUUUCUUCGAACACAUUAUGGCAUAUAGAAAGACAUGUAAAUAGACAAGUACAAAAUCUGCAGAGAAUAUAGUUAAAGAAUAUUGUUUUAAUUGUACUGACAUGCCAUCCUUUGUCUCACUCGCUCACUCACACUCGCAAUACAAACAUGACGAGAGGAAUUUGUUGGUGUUAAUACUGCAUGUUUUAUGUCAAACUCCUUUGAAAAAUUGAAGCAAAAUCUCAUUUUUGACUGAGAAAAAGGAAAUAAAUUUUGUAGCUUACAAAACCUUUUUGUGAUCGAGAAAAAAAAAAUUGAAAAUUUUACAGUGCGGUUAUUUCAACAAGUCACUUCUUUGUACAAAGAUUCUAUCCUUUGAGGACAAUGAUACUGGCAACUUUGAAACAGCAAUCAAUGUUUAGAUUUGAAACUCAACUGAUCACUUUAACCAUUUCUGUGUGAAACAAGCUGCCCUUAAGAUGAUAAAAAAAAAGGGCUGAGAAUCAGGCGUCAUAUUUUAUUCAUUUGUAGCAGUGUGGGCUGCAGAGCAGCCUCUUUUAUCCCCUCAUCCUUCUCUUGUGUUACCCUCAAACUUGACAGCAUCUUGACAGUUUGUAACACAACCCUCAUCUAACAAAGCACAAAGACCUGCUUUUAUACUGUUACUCCACUGUGAAGGCCUCUCAACUCCACCCUCACAAUCCUCAAACCUACACGCAGAGGGAUGGCAGGCUCUUUCCAUUACAACUCGGCCUUGAGGGACUCCACGGAUCAAAGAGGCUUGGACCUUUAUCCAACGUAGCAACUUGUUCUUCUUCUCCAAUUCUUCUGACUUUCUCCUCUAUACUUUUAAUCACAAGUUGAGGUAUUAGCCAGCCACCUUGCCUUGAAACAGGUGUAUUACAAACACACUUAGGUGGAACAAGUUCCAUGCUAUUAGGUCCGUAUUUGACCCAACCAUCUGUAUUUUUUUCAUAGUCUAAUUACUGGAGCCUCAGCUUAUAAUUGCACCUGGCAGUACAGUUGUAUGAACAUAUUCAGAGCACUCACCGCCACACUAGACAAACUACUUUAUGAACCCUUCCACCUCUUUCUAGAAGUGCAAAAACCCCUCAUGGACAGCCAGACGGACAAGUCAACUCUUGAGUACCUCAGUUUCUAGAAGCAGUGACUCCAACCCUGAACCGGGCCUCUGUCCUCAGGGGAUUCUCAUAACUCUACACAAGCGACGGACCCUGGAGAUACAGGACGGGAUCAGUCCAGCAGGAAUGUUGUCUGUAUUCUCUCUGAAUGAAACUAGAAAUCAUUUUUUCCGUCAUUCUCUUGUAGCCAUUUUCUGAGAAACUGGAGAUUAGCAGUGAAAGAAGCGGUGGUGGAGGAGCUCAAAGAGCCAAUGUGUGUGUGUGUGUGUGUGUGUGUGUGUGUGUGUGUGUGUGUGUGCUGUAUACUGUAUCUGCAACAGAGGGAUGCUGUAGCAGCACAUCUGAGUUUGAGUUAUAGAAACAUUUUAGAGAGGCAGAGCUGCUCUGGUGGAACGUACUGGCGGUACUUAAGCUCAGUUGUAGGAGUAAAGGAGCUGCUGAUAUCUCUGGUUAAGUAACUAGAGCUAUUAACUGUGGCUGCUUCUUAUUCUUCUUCUUCCAUUUCUGCCAGCAAAUGAAGACACAUUUAAGCAGUCCAAAAACACAGAGAACAACCCUGUGUUAUAGACUAACUUUUCCACAAUGAACAAUCAACAGUCAACCAGUGUUGUCAGAAACAUUAACAUAAGCUUAAUACAACUCUGAUACAUCAUUAGAAGAAACUGAUUUUAUCAAAAAGAUAAAAUAAUGAAUCAUCAUUCUUUCCUGGGAAGGUUCUGUGCAUUGUUAGUUCAUUGAAACCUGUUGCUGUUAUCAAUCAAAAUGUUGUAUACAUAG
This is a messenger RNA of Labrus mixtus (cuckoo wrasse), 7479 nucleotides long. RefSeq names its product discs, large (Drosophila) homolog-associated protein 3 (gene dlgap3). Gene Ontology annotation, biological process: signaling. Gene Ontology annotation, molecular function: molecular adaptor activity. The transcript has 12 exons. Bases 165 to 3467 code for a protein of 1100 amino acids. NCBI's taxonomy places the organism in Eukaryota, Metazoa, Chordata, Actinopteri, Labriformes, Labridae. Gene Ontology annotation, cellular component: postsynaptic specialization; glutamatergic synapse. The record is from RefSeq and is a predicted model, not a curated record.